Molecule: messenger RNA, 1053 nt
Organism: Medioppia subpectinata
Lineage: Eukaryota; Metazoa; Arthropoda; Arachnida; Sarcoptiformes; Oppiidae
Source: the annotation of a GenBank genome assembly
AUGCAUUUCCCUCCAAUAGCUCCGCCGCCGUCUCCGUCCCAACCCAUACAACCGACGCCAAGCCAUACAAAGCCAAAGCCUUUUAGCGACGACUGGUUUAAGCCUUUCGUCUCAUUUCGACCCGUUUUAGACGCAACCGAUGGCCAGACGAGCGACGGAUUGCCCUAUUUAUGCGGCUCUGGUUUUAUAGUACAUGAAAGCGGAUUUGUUUUAACAAACAGACGAAAUAUGAAUCGAUUUGUCAAAUAUAUGGUCAGAUUAAGCGAUGGCCGGGAAGUGUUGGGCAUAUUAUGGCGACACAGCCUUGUAUUCGAUGUGGCGUUCAUUAGAUUGACGGGCAAUCGACACGACUGGCCAGUGGUGUCCAUCGCCGACAUGAAUACGGUUAAGCCGUGCGAUCGGGUGCUAGCGGUGGGCAAUCCACGGCUCGGCCUCCAUAACGGCCUCAGCGAAGGUGUGGUCACUUUUGCCAACAUAAAGGGCACCGAAGUCAGUAAUAUCCGCGCCGACGACCCAGCGUUGCAUAAUCUGAAUUACACGCACCACACGGCACAAGUGGCCAACACUGAUGUGGGCAGCGCUUUGGUCACCACCGAUGGCGAUGUGAUCGGUUUGAAUAUGAUUAAUGUCGAUCUCGGCUAUACUAUUGCCUAUCAAAUGAGAUAUUUUGCAGGCUUAAUCAUGCAAUUGCCUACCUUUCACGGCGUUAGGCCCGCGUUUGGUGCGAUUGCCUAUUGGCUGACCGCUGAAUUGAGGGAUGAAUUAAGAAACAAAUCCAAUAUCCCUUCCAAUCAGAUACCCGAUGGACCCGGAAUUGUCAUUUGGCAUCUCAUCGAUUAUGAUAAUUAUCAAAUGUUUGGUCUCGAGAGGUAUGACAUCAUAACCGCCAUCAAUGGUCACGACGUGCGAGAGAUUGACGACUUGUAUCGAGCGGUCGAUCAAUAUAUGGAGAGCCGAGAAAUAAGUCUAACAAUUGCGGGAAAGACAACAAAAGAUAUCGUGGAUCCGCUGCCGACCGGACCGUCCACUUCAGAGCCAUUCACUUUUGUUUAA